Messenger RNA from Phymastichus coffea, 2934 nucleotides. RefSeq names its product probable leucine--tRNA ligase, mitochondrial (gene LeuRS-m). The transcript is spliced from 8 exons. Bases 141 to 2795 code for a protein of 884 amino acids. NCBI's taxonomy places the organism in Eukaryota, Metazoa, Arthropoda, Insecta, Hymenoptera, Eulophidae. Gene Ontology annotation, cellular component: mitochondrion. The record is from RefSeq and is a predicted model, not a curated record. Gene Ontology annotation, molecular function: leucine-tRNA ligase activity; ATP binding. Gene Ontology annotation, biological process: leucyl-tRNA aminoacylation; mitochondrial translation.
AGUCUCCAUGGACCGGGGUCUGGUUGACAGAGCUAUUUGAUUUGAUCCAAGCAGUGGUAAUUUCUAUUAUUUCUGAAACACCGGGAGGAAAUAAUUGAAUUUUAUUCAAAUUACAUUACACUGAUUGAUUAAAUAGCGCAAUGAGGUACAGCAUAUUAUCAAUAUUCAAAUAUUCCUUGAAAAUCCGAAAUAUUCCAAGUAACAUUUUCUCAAGACAAGCAUCGAGUGGUCUAAGACUUUGGAAUGUAGAACUUACCACAGAGUACAAACAUGAGGUUGAAAAAUAUUGGAAAGAAAAAAUUCAUAAAAUUAAUAACAAUGCAGGAUCAGUAAAAUUCAAAGAUAAUUUUUACGUUUUAUCAAUGUUCCCAUAUCCAUCAGGAUCACUUCACAUGGGGCAUGUAAGAGUUUAUGCAAUUAGUGAUACUGUUGCCAGAUUUUACAGAAUGCAAGGACUAAAUGUCAUUCAUCCAAUGGGUUGGGAUGCAUUUGGUUUACCUGCUGAAAAUGCAGCUAUCGAGAGGAAAGUUAAUCCUGCAAAUUGGACAGAAAAAAAUAUCAAAAACAUGAAAGAGCAGCUGCAUGAGUUAGGAUGUACAUUUGAUGCUCACAGAGAAUUAGCAACUUGCCACCCAGAUUAUUACAAAUGGACUCAAGAACUUUUUCUUAAAUUGUUUGAAAAUGAUCUGCUUUAUCAAAAAGAAACAUUUGUUAAUUGGGAUCCAGUAGAUCAAACAGUACUUGCUGAUGAGCAAGUUGACGAAAAUUACAGAUCUUGGCGAUCAGGUGCUGUUGUUGAGAAAAGACUACUGAGACAGUGGUUUAUUAAAACUACAGCAUAUGCAGAAUCAUUAUUAGAAGGCUUAAGAGAUAGAAUGUUGAAGGAUUGGAAAGAUAUCAUCAAAAUACAGGAACACUGGAUUGGUGAGUGCACAGGUACAAACAUUGAUUUUCAAUUGAUAUCUGAUAUCUCUGGUUACCCGUCAUUGUUAACUUUGUGGACUGAUAAACCUGAGUUUAUUGAGAAUGCUAAGUUCUUGGCAUUAUCAAAGAAUAAUAUUUUGGCUAAUAUUGAGAAAUCUGACUCUAACAGUGUUAUUAGGAAACUGAAAGCUAAAAUUGUGAAUCCUUUCACCAAUGAAAAACUGCCAAUAUUUGUUACUGACACAGAAUCUUUACCAUACCCUGCCUUCAGAGACGAUUAUCUAGGCAUUCCGUGUUCUGAAGUUGACAUAGCAUUUUGCGAAGCUAACAACAUUAAAUAUGAAGUUCCACCGAUCUAUUCAGUUCAAGAGCUCCAAGAAAAACGACUUGAUGUCCUCCGAAUCGCGAAAAAAUUAAAAAUUGGUGGUUACUUAGUAAGCUCAAAAUUAAGAGAUUGGUUAAUAUCACGUCAGAGAUACUGGGGAACCCCAAUACCAAUUGUUCAUUGUGAAAAUUGCGGUCCUCAACCAGUGCCCAGAGAGCAGUUACCAGUUGUACUUCCAGAACUAAGCAGAUCAUCCACAAGUCAAAGUUUGACUUUGAAAAAUGCCGAGGAUUGGAUAAAAACUUCAUGCCCCAAAUGCAACGGUCCUGCAAAGCGAGAAACGGAUACAAUGGAUACUUUUGUCGACAGCUCGUGGUAUUUCAUGAGGUACAUCGAUCCCAAAAAUCAAAACCAAAUGUUCUCCAAGGAAAAUGCUUAUCGUUAUUUACCGGUAGAUUUGUACGUUGGUGGCAAAGAACACGCUGUACUUCAUCUGUACUAUGCUCGUUUCAUCAAUCACUUCCUUUAUGAUCUUGGGCUGGUCCCCACGAGAGAACCUUUCAAACAGCUUUUAGUUCAAGGAAUGGUAAUGGGUCAGUCAUACUGCAAUAAGGCUGGCAAAUACUUGAAACCGCAGGAUAUCUUGAUCUCAGACGAUGGUUACGUUGAAAAGGAAACUGGAGAGCCUGUCGUUGCGACCUGGGAAAAGAUGUCUAAAUCUAAAUAUAACGGUGUCGAUCCGACUAAUAUGUUCAAAGAGUACAGUGCUGAUACUAUUAGGUUAUUGAUGUUGGCUGAUGUUGCGCCGACUUCUAAUAGGCAUUGGUCUAAAGACACAUUUCCAGGCAUUCUAAACUGGCAAAAGCGCCUCUGGCAAAUGCUACGUGAUUUCAUCUCAGCUCGUCAGUCUCUUACACCAGCCGACUUGGAAACCCGUCCAAAAGACGUUAAAUUCAUCAAGGAAGACGACAACAUGUUCGACAGCCGUAAUUACUAUGUACAUGGAGUGACGUUCAACAUCAUAAGCUCACAGCAGUUAAGUGUGGCCAUUUCAAAAAUGCAGGGUCUUACUAAUGACAUUCGCAAAGCUUCAAAGCUCUGCAUAGCUCGAAGUCGCGAAUAUGAACGUGCACUCGCCGUUCAAAUUAUUAUGCUUGCACCGUUCGCGCCACAUUUCGCCUCUGAAUUGUGGGCUGGCUUUUGUAUGGCUAAACAUAGAAUUGUAGAUGAUGGGGAAAUUCAGUGGGAUAAGGAUGUUCUGGAACAACGCUGGCCGGAAGUUGAUAUGGAGUAUAAGCUCAAAGUUCGCGUGAAGGUGAACAAUAAAGAACUUAUGACACUGCGAGUGAUGCGCCGGGACUUGGAUGUGAUGACGAAAGACGACGUCUUGCGGAUAGUAAUGCAGGAGCUCAAGUUUCAAAAGCAAAUGAAAGACCGUAAGAUCACCAAAGUUAUUUAUCGAUCAGAUAUAGGCUGUGGAGCAAGCAUUACAAUAAUUGCUAAGAAGAUUCAGGAAGAGAGUUUGCCGCAGGAGGAAGCUUUAUAGUUUGACGUUAAGUUAUUUAUGAUUGUUUAAGUUGCUUUUUAAUUUUUAGUUUAAGUUGUAAUAUAUAUGUAAAUAAAAAGUAUUGCUUAUUGUAAAAAAUGUAGAUUUUACUUAGAUUCAGUCAUGCCGUUGUAACCGU